GGGACGGCGCACUAAAGCUUCCGAAGAAGUCUACACCAUCGGGAAGGGCGGCAGAGUGAAGCACUUCGUUGUCGACAAGUUCCCAAUUCCAGCACCACCAACACCGCCGACAUGGGUCACUCUCACGGUUUGAGAUCCGGCACUCGGUAUGCCUUCAGCCGUAACUUCAAGGAGCACGGCCAGAUCCGCCUGUCGACCUACCUGAAGACCUACCGGGUUGGCGACAUCGUGGACAUCAAGGUCAACGGUGCCGUUCAGAAGGGUAUGCCCUACAAGGUCUACAACGGUAAGACCGGUGUUGUCUACAACGUCACCAAGUCCUCCGUCGGUGUCCUCCUCUACAAGGUUGUCCGCAACCGCUACCUCGAGAAGCGCGUCAACAUCCGCAUCGAGCACGUCAAGCACUCCCGUUCCCGUGAGGACUUCAUCAAGCGUGUCAAGGAGAACGCCGAGAAGAAGAAGCAGGCCAAGGAGCAGGGUGUCCACCUCCACCUUAAGCGCCAGCCCGUCGGUCCCCGUGAGGCUCACGUCGUCGAGGCCGCCGCCCCCGAGACCAUCACUCCUAUCCCCUACGACACCCACAUCUAAACGAAUAGAAUGGUCAGGUCGAUGCGGUUGUUUGGUGUUUCUGGGUUUUGCCAUCUAAGGGUGGAUUUUGCAUUGAGACGAAGCGAAGAAGGGUACUCGGAUGUACUAGCACAACUCAGCCUGUGCAUAGAUUCCCCUGAAUGAAACAAAAAACAAAAUUUCGAUUCCCUGUUCAGCAAACUCAGCUGGGGCAUUCGCCUGUCUUCCUUUGGCUUUAUCCGCGCAGCUCCGGAACUUUAAAUUUGACAAGUAUUGGACGCCUUGCGCCCGCCCUAUCCUCAAAUAAUGGAAUCUUGCCUUGCGCGUGGGAAUCUGAUCUGAGAUAUGGUGGUGGUGUUCCACGAGUUACGCUUGUAGUCAGGGCACUUACGACACACCAAAUAGCGCUAUUUCAAUGACAAUACAUCUGCCUGGCAAAGUACAACCAGUCUCUGGUGGCCUGAAGAUCACUUUUGCUGUCAAUUCCUCAGCGAAUGACCCAAGCCUUCACCCAAACGUAUGCGGAACGUAGCAUAUCCAGUUCUAGCCAUUUCGAGUACUACACUCUAUCACGUAUUCUACAUCA
Aspergillus pseudotamarii is the source of this 1153-nucleotide messenger RNA. Its product is annotated as 60S ribosomal protein eL21. Gene Ontology annotation, molecular function: structural constituent of ribosome. NCBI's taxonomy places the organism in Eukaryota, Fungi, Ascomycota, Eurotiomycetes, Eurotiales, Aspergillaceae. Gene Ontology annotation, biological process: translation. The coding region runs from base 112 to 588 and encodes 158 amino acids. Gene Ontology annotation, cellular component: ribosome; cytosolic large ribosomal subunit. The transcript has 4 exons. The record is from RefSeq and is a predicted model, not a curated record.